AUGUCGGCUUCUUUUUUUCUGUUUCAGGUGAUUGGAGCCCUCGUCCUCGCGGUCGGGAUUUAUGCAGAAGUUGAAAGACAGAAGUACAAAACUCUAGAAAGUGCCUUUUUAGCCCCAGCAAUUAUUUUAAUACUUCUGGGCAUUGUAAUGUUCCUCGUAUCUUUUGUGGGUGUGCUGGCUUCUCUAAGAGACAAUUUAUGCCUUCUUCAAGCAUUCAUGUACAUUCUUGGUAUCUGCUUGCUGAUUGAGCUGACUGGUGGAGUGGUGGCCCUGAUCUUCAGAAACCAGACAAUCAACUUUUUGAACGAUAAUAUAAGACGAGGAAUUGAGAAUUACUACGACGAUUUAGACUUCAAGAACAUCAUGGAUUCUGUUCAAAAGCAGUUUAAGUGCUGUGGUGGGGAAGAUUACAGGGAUUGGUCACAAAACGUGUACCACAACUGCGGGGCGCCGGGACCGCUGGCCUGCGGGGUGCCCUACACUUGCUGCGUCACAAAUAAGGGUUUGCUGCUCCAGCUUUGCCAGGAAGCCUGGGCCCCGUUUACAUCCGUGGGUGGGGGUUGGAACGAUGUGCACCAGCUGCUGCAUGAAUUAAAAACCAAACAGAACGACCCCGUCAUCCAGAAAAAGCCAGAAAU
Molecule: messenger RNA, 638 nt
Organism: Pelecanus crispus (Dalmatian pelican)
Lineage: Eukaryota; Metazoa; Chordata; Aves; Pelecaniformes; Pelecanidae
Source: RefSeq, a predicted model, not a curated record